This is a messenger RNA of Exophiala bonariae, 1782 nucleotides long. RefSeq lists its product as uncharacterized. Gene Ontology annotation, cellular component: plasma membrane. Gene Ontology annotation, biological process: transmembrane transport. The transcript has a single exon. Lineage: Eukaryota; Fungi; Ascomycota; Eurotiomycetes; Chaetothyriales; Herpotrichiellaceae. Gene Ontology annotation, molecular function: transmembrane transporter activity. The record is from RefSeq and is a predicted model, not a curated record. Bases 1 to 1782 code for a protein of 593 amino acids.
AUGCCACCGAAUGAAGAUGGGACCCUAGCUAGGACUAUGUCGAACCAUAGCCCAGAAGACUCCGCUUCACGAAGCAUUAAUGUGCGAAGAAGCCCCAGCCAUGAGCUUCACUCCCGACGAUCGACUUUUAAGCUGCCUGUCUUUCUAAUCACUAUCUGCCUCAUCCUUGCCGUCUUCCUCGUGGCUCUGGACACUACCAUUCUUGCCACGGCUAUUCCAAAGAUUACCGACGAUUUCAAUUCUUUGACCGAUGUAGGAUGGUAUGCUGGCGUCUAUGCCUUGACCUCAGCCAUCUUCCAACUCUUAUACGGCAAUUUCUUCAAGAUUUUCUCCGCCAAAUGGACCUUUGUUAGCGCCUCCAUAGUCUUCGAAAUCGGAUCCAUCCUAUGCGCUGCAGCCCCUUCCUCUCCCGUCCUCAUUCUAGGUCGCGCUUUUGCAGGCGUUGGAAGUGCAGGAAUAUUUGCUGGAGCAUUCAUUAUCGUUAGUCACACAGUUCCUCUGCGUUGGCGACCAAUUUACAACAGUAUCUUCGGCGCUCUGUACGGGAUUGCUUCUGUCGUUGGGCCAGUUAUAGGAGGUCUCCUGACCGAUAAAAUCACCUGGCGCUGGUGUUUUUGGAUCAAUGUGCCAAUCGGCGUCGUGACAGUCAUCGUUGUAUCCUUCGUCUUUGAGCCACCAAGUGGCUUGGGCCCAGAUCGACAACCGCAUCCGCACUCAGAUCAUCGAUCACCCGCCACUGUCCUCCAGGAACUCAACGUACUAAGUACAAUUCUACUCAUAUCUUCAACCAUUCCUCUACUACUAGCUUUGCAAUGGGGUGGCAUGGAGUAUUCCUGGAGCAACUCGAGAGUUAUCACACUUUUUAUCGUCGCAGGUGCUAGUACCGUUCUUUUUAUUCUACUCCAGAUAAGACAAGGAGAAAAGGCUUUCCUACCAAUCCAGUUAAUCAAGCAGCGCACCUUGUUGGCGUGUUGCUGGUUUACCUUCACAGCAGGCUCAUCUGUUGCGAUUGUCAUCUAUUAUUUGCCCAUUUGGUUCCAGGCCGUUCUAGGAGUAUCAGCGUUGCAGUCCGGCUUUCUCAAUCUACCUUUCGUCAUCAGCCUUGUGUGUGGUUCACUGGUGUCAGGCGUUAUCACCUCUACAACCGGCAAUUAUGUCCAACUGUUGAUCCUUUCCUCAGUGGUUCGUGCUAUUGGUACAGGGCUUCUCACGACUUUAAAGCCUUCCAGUCAAAGAUGGCAAUACGUCUUCUAUCAAAUCAUAUUUGGUCUCGGUGAUGGAUGUGGUAUGCAGCAGCCAUUGAUUGCCGUCCAAAAUGCUAUCGAUUCUCACGAUGUGGCAAUGGCAAUCUCGGUGUUGAUAUUCUGUCAGACACUUGGUAGCUCUGUAUUUAUUGUCGUUGGUCAGUCGAUCCUGACAAACCGUCUCACCAGCCUCCUUGAUGGCAUACUACCCUCCGGACCAAUUACAACUCGAGUACUUCUAGAAUCAGGUGCGACCUCUUUUAGAGCGCUAGGCCUCGACCAAGAGGUACUUAGUCGUGUGGUCUCCGCAUACAGUGGUGCGGUCACUGACACAUUUUAUGUGGCUGUUGCGCUUUCAUGUGCGUCACUCGUUGGGGCGUGCACUGUAGAAUGGAAAAAAAUUAAAAUCCACAGCGACGAUGAGCCUAUUCCGCCGGUAAAUACUGCUACCCUCGGGACGUCAACAGCGACGAAUACUGAGGACCGUGAAUUAUCAGUCCUCGGCCCUCAGCGCCGGAUUUCAGCUAUACCUGGAUGA